AUGGCACCGCUAAGAGUACCCACGGAGUUCUCGGACUUAAUGGACUUUUAUAACUUUUCGACGCAACAUCCCGAGCGGCAUUUCCGACACAAGAACCAUUCGCGCGAGCAUCUUAGGAACCACGUGGUGGACGCUCUGUCCAGUUCCAUCAUGGAGGUGAUAAAUACGAAAUUCGUUCCUGAGAAUGCUAUUCUGCCGGACAUGGAGCCUCUGUCGACGCACAUGGAGGGUCCGUUGAGUCACGAUCGUAUGAAUAUCACCAUGAACAGAUCAGAUUUCGGUGUGAUCGACGACGAGUUUAUCUACAGACAUAACAGUGCCAUGACAGCGGUGUAUUGCGUGGCCUAUUUGAUAGUGUUCCUCGUCGGACUCGUCGGGAACUGCUUUGUGAUCGCGGUCGUAUACCGUUCGCCCCGUAUGAGGACCGUGACCAACUUCUUCAUAGUCAACCUGGCGGUGGCUGAUAUAUUGGUUAUCGUGUUCUGUCUACCGGCCACGCUUAUGUCUAACAUCUUUGUCCGUAAGUGA
Molecule: messenger RNA, 528 nt
Organism: Leptosia nina
Lineage: Eukaryota; Metazoa; Arthropoda; Insecta; Lepidoptera; Pieridae
Source: the annotation of a GenBank genome assembly